UACCCCCUCCCCUCUUUCCGUAUGUCAGUCACGUUUCUGUUUUGGUUAAUUUUCUCAAUCAUACAAUGUGCACGCAAACCAAAAAUUCUAUGUAGAAGCAAAGUGUUUGUGCUCUGUACUUCUGAAAGUUACUUGAUUGUUUCGAAUUUUUCAGCUGUAUUUAAGUUUCAGACGCAAGUUUUCUGACAAUAUUCGAAAAUGCAGCACGACGAUGUUGUUUGGAGCGUUAUCAACAAAACAUUUUGUUCUUACAAAGUGAAUACAAAGACUCAGAGGUUUUGUAGAAAUGAAUAUAACUUGACUGGUCUAUGCAGCCGAGCAUCCUGUCCCUUAGCAAACAGUCAAUAUGCGACAGUUAAAGAAGAAAAUGGUGUCAUCUUUUUAUACAUGAAAACUGCGGAAAGGUCAGCAUUUCCAGGAAAAACAUGGGAAAGAGUUAAAUUAUCUAGAAAUUUUGAAAAAGCAAUUGUACAAAUAAAUGAAAAUCUUCUGUAUUGGAAUGGUUUUGUCAAAGCCAAAUGCAAGCAACGAUUUGUUAAAAUCACUCAGUACCUCAUCCGUAUGCGCAAACUUCGUCUACGGAGACAGAAGAAGCUGGUGCCUUUGCAAAGAAAAAUUGAGAGGAGGGUCAACCGUCGUGAGGAGAAAGCUUUGGUUGCUGCUCGUCUUGAAUCUGCCAUUGAGAAACAGCUUCUGGACCGAUUGAAAAAAGGAACAUAUGGAGAUAUAUACAAUUUCCCUCAAAAUGCCUUUGAUAAGGCACUUGAUGAAGAAGUAGUUGAAGAAGAAGUUGAUGAUGAAGAAGAAGAGGAGGAGGAGGAUGAAGAUGAGGAUAUGGAACUUGAAGAAGAAAUUGAGAAAGAACUUGACCACGGUGAAUCAGAGUUUGUUGCUGAUACUGAUAGUGAUGAUGAUGAUGAUGACGACGACGAUGAUGUUGGUGCUCGUGAGGAAGUUAGUAGUCCUGAGGAAUCUGAAGAAUCAGAUAUUGAGGACAUUGCCAGUAAAGCACAAACAUCUAAAAAGAAGAUGACUAAAUCAAAACGAAAACCAAGACCUCAUAUUGAGAUUGAGUAUGAAGUGGAAAAUGAACCUCAGGCAAAGAAUAGAUUGACUAAUUAGUUACAUAUUCCGCCCCAACAUUCUGAAACAAUAUUUUUUGAACCUUUUCUGUGCCCAGUCAAUUUUAAUCUUUGUUCCUAGUUCAUUUUUAUUGUCAUGUUCUUCUCCGGACAAUUUAGUAGGUACUCAAUAAAAUAAACAGAGUUAUGUAAUUAAA
Molecule: messenger RNA, 1279 nt
Organism: Frankliniella occidentalis (western flower thrips)
Lineage: Eukaryota; Metazoa; Arthropoda; Insecta; Thysanoptera; Thripidae
Gene: Rbm13
Product: protein MAK16 homolog
Exons: 9
Coding region: 199-1122 (307 amino acids)
Biological process (GO): maturation of LSU-rRNA; maturation of 5.8S rRNA
Cellular component (GO): nucleolus; preribosome, large subunit precursor
Source: RefSeq, a predicted model, not a curated record